Molecule: messenger RNA, 5596 nt
Organism: Labeo rohita (rohu)
Lineage: Eukaryota; Metazoa; Chordata; Actinopteri; Cypriniformes; Cyprinidae
Gene: ca5a
Product: carbonic anhydrase Va
Exons: 7
Coding region: 2579-3403 (274 amino acids)
Cellular component (GO): mitochondrion; cytoplasm
Molecular function (GO): carbonate dehydratase activity; zinc ion binding
Source: RefSeq, a predicted model, not a curated record
UUGUUUUUGAAGUACUUUGGAUCAAAUAAAUGCAGGCUUGGUGAGCAGCAGAGACUUUGUUAAAAACAUUAAAAAUCAUACUGUUCAAAAACUUUUGACUGGUAGUGUAUCUUUGCUAUGCGAUUAGUACUAGCUGUAGUAAUAGUUGUCAUUUGUACUGUGUAGACCUUAUCUUAUCUAAACCAGAUUGGUUUAGCAACAAAUAAAGCCAGUCUUUUCCGAUUUUCCUCUGAAUUGUUUAAACCUCACAUUCAAAACCACAUAAACACAGAGUUAAAAUAGGUAAAGUUUACUAAUGAAAGAUUAUGUACAACUAACCAGUGUUGGGGAGUAAAGUUACAUGUAACAGAGUUAUGUAAUUUAAUUACAAAAUAAAUGUCACUAUAAUCUGUUACAGUUACUGAGAAAAAAAUGUGUAAUUAAAUUAGUUAUUUGUGAAAAUGUUAAUGAUUACAAAGGAGGUCACACAGACAGAUUUAAUUGAUUUAUUUGCCAACCAGCAUUGGCUGCUCUAUAAUAUGAGUCACCAAUGUUUCAGGAGUUUAAGACUUAACUUGCUUAUUUGAUAACCAUUUUAUUUUCUAUUUGGAUUUAUGUAUAUGCUUUAUUUUUUAAGAUUGGCUUUUUUUCUAAGCCACUGUUAGAUGUCAGUGUUACCUGUCAUAGCUAGGCAAAGAUUUGAUUUUAAAAACAGCAUCAUAGCUAUUGAAGGGGUCAUUGGAUGCUAAGUUCACUUUUACAUGUUGUUUGAACAUUAAUGUGUGUUAGUGUAUGUACAAAUCUACCCUAUAAUGAUAAAAUUAAUCUGAAUUAAUCUGUAAAUAUAAUAUCCCCUUUUUCAGAUUGAGCCAUUCUCAGAUGCCUGUCGUUGUGGCGUCACACCAACAGAGGCCGCUCCCACGAUAGUUGAUUGACAUGAGCAUCUUACCUCAGAUCAGUUGUAACAGUCCAACCUCCAUGUUUUGAUGCCAGAGCAGGGAUGUAAGUUAGACAAGAAUUGAGCGAUUGAGGUGUUGUGUUGCUGGAUGUAAUAAUGAACGUAGUGGUCGUCAUUUACCCUCGACAUCUGAGCUGCUGAAGAUGCAGGGAUCUACUCCCGAUCUACAUAUAUCCGUCUAUGUUCACGUGAAUCGUUCGUGAUCCAGCUUCACUUACAGCAGAAGGGUUUUUUUCUGAGGCUUUGCGAUUGCCUUUCCUAAUAAUGUGCUAGUUUAAAGUUUAGCGGCUAAACACGGCUAAAUGCGGCUAAAGUAAACUGGCUCGUCACUCCACAGAGAAAAGAGAGGGGCGGGGUGAGCAGAGCUCAUUUGCAUUUAAAGCAGCCUCGACCAGAAUGAGAUGAUUUUAACAAGGUAAAAAGGGUGUUGUUUGAGAAUUUUUAACCAAAGUACAUUAUAGAAUUUUCAUUAAGACCCUAAAGAAUCAUAUCAAGUUGGAAAAUGGGCAUCCGAUGACCCCUUUAAAUUAUAUCUUAUGAUUUUAAAUCAGUAUUUAACCGCAGAACGAUCUCAAAGUAAAAAGCUGCUAAAGUUUGUUAAAGCUGUGCUUUAAAAUUAAAUUUUUAUAAUCUUAAUUCAUAUGAUGGAACGUUUUUUUUAGAGUAACCAGUGUCAAUAAUCAAUGUUGAGUACUACUGUAAGGUUAAGCCUGCCUGCUUUAAAUGUUUGAAAAUGAGAAAUUUAGAAAAGUAAUCAAAUGUAAACAGAUACAUUACUUCAAUAAAGUAAUCGAAAUAGUUACAUUACUUAUUACAUUUCAUAUAAGGUAGCCUGUACUCUGUAACCUAUUACAUGUCUAAAGUAAUCUUCCCAACACUGCUAACCUAGUAGUAAAAAUGAGUAAUCAUUAACAUAAAGGGGAAAAAUGAAAUAAUUUCAGUAAAUGCGGUCCUGGUUUUGGGACAGAAAAUAACAGAGUAAACAUCCCAAAUCAAAAUAUUCAUUUUAAAGGACAUUUAAUCAAAGACUAAGCUUAUAUGAGUAUGUAUUUUGAUAUUUUACAAUCUAGUUAUAGUUAGAACCCAUGCUGUGUUUGUCAUAAAAAUGCUUCAGCACAGUAGUAAUCCCUCUUUGCGAGACCACUUAAAUGGCUGACAGGAAUUGUAGUAAAGGCCAUUUUAAUCUCAUGAAAAGCAGUUGGUCACAUUCUCUGGCUGCUUUAACUCAACUCCUUUUGUAGAAUCUAGAACAUGUGACCACAAUCUAAGCAGUUAUUGUGUAAGAACAGCUCCGAUGGCAAACCUUCUUGCUGUAUAAAGGAACUCUUACGUGUUUGCACAAGGACCGACUAUAUCAUUUCCAAGGGAAUGUCUAUUCAUGAAGGUGAAAUAAAACUCUGCUGACUGUCUUCCUGUUAAGCUCUAGUCAGUCAGUUUUUUCCUGACAUUCCACAAGUCAGUUUUUUUUUUUUUCUUUUUUGAAUCAUCGAGUCACAGAAGGAAGCAUUUUUUUUCUUCUUCUCAACUUUCGCUUCUCUAAUACGUUCCAGAAGGACGGCUGGUCAGCUUUUUGUCCUGCUUUGGCUUUCUUUUCGUUGCUUUUUUUCCGUAUUUGGAUUUUAAGCACUUAAUUCAGAACAAAUGUGUAACUCAGCGCACGAGGCUGCACUUUGUGGCAUUAAAUUGCAUCCGAUGUGGCAGGAGCCGCUCGCCAUUCCCGGUGGAGAUCGCCAGUCACCUAUUGACAUUGUGGUACGUAAAAGCGUCUUUGAUCCACAACUCCGACCUCUGAAGGUAAAAUAUGACCCAAGGACCUGCCAGCAGAUCUGGAAUAAUGGGUACUCCUUCCUGGUCGAGUACGACGACACUACUGACAAAUCUACUGUGAAAGGAGGACCACUGGAGGAUCAAUUUAGACUGUGUCAGUUUCAUUUUCACUGGGGGGAGAACAACGCCUGGGGCUCUGAACACUCCAUAGACCGCCGUCUUUACCCUGCUGAGCUCCAUCUUGUUCACUGGAACUCUGACAAGUACAGUUUGUUUGAGGAGGCUGUUAUUGAGGAAAAUGGACUAGCUGUUAUUGCGGUCUUUCUGAAGGUUGGAAAGAGACAUGAGGGUCUGCAGAAACUGGUGGAUGCCUUGCCUGCAGUCAGACACAAGGAUAGCGUGGUGGAGUUCACCAAGUUCGACCCUGCAUGUCUCCUCCCGGAAAACAUCGAUGACUAUUGGACAUACGCAGGUUCUCUGACCACUCCUCCUCUUACUGAGGCGGUGACAUGGAUGGUGAUGAAACAGCACAUUGAAGUCAGUCACGAUCAGUUGGCAGUGUUUCGAAGCUUGCUGUUCACGUCGGCAGAAGAGCAGGUGCAAAGAAGUAUGGUCAACAACUUCCGCGUUCAGCAGGCUUUGAAGGGACGGACCGUCCGCUCUUCGUUCACCCCCUUCCUCCAAGAUGCUCCCCAAUAAUAUAGCAACAAAACUCAGUGACCUAAUUCACAUCUUAACAGACUCAUCAGUCUCAGAGUGCUGAUAUCCAUAAGGUCUUAACUGGAGUUUGCAAAAUGUUUCAACCAUCGAUUGGAGAGAUUCCAUUGAAAGGGAUUACAAAGAUACAGUUCAGUUACUGAAGGUCCUGUUUAUUCUUCUAACAAAAGGUUUAUGCAGUUUAUUGUAAUUUCGCUGUAUUUGUACAAAUAUUGAAAAUAAUGCUAGAAUUCAGGAAAUUCUCAUUUUAAUGAAACACGCACAUUUCCUCUCAAUGUAGUGGCAAACGGUGUCCACAUUUGAGGACAAACCGCUCCCUCUUGUGGACAACUGACAAUGCAAAUGAAAGGAUGGGGGGGGUUAAUUCAAUAGUUUAGUUUUGUGUAUUCAGUAGUUUUAGUGGUACCAGGGAAUUUCUUUUAUGCAUGAAACUGCACAAUGCCUUUCACUUUUAACUGGUUUUUAGAUGUUAAAAAUCUUAUGUAUUUUCAGUAGAGGUAAUAAAAAUGUUAAAAGAAAUUUUAGAAUAUUUGAAGGUGACAUUUGAACACUGCAGUGUAAGACUAGAACUAGUCUUUUUUUUUUUUUUUUUUUUUUUUUUUUUUUUUUUUAAAUGCAUUAGACAUUUAGAGGUUUGAAAGGAAGAGUAGAUUAAUGCGCACAACUGUUUAGUAAAGAUGUAUUACUGUACUUGCUGUGUACUUCAGAUUUAGGUUAUCAUCAUUAGUGCCUUUUUCAUUGUAAUCAGUUAUCUGAUCAACUGCACAAGUGGUUGGCCAUAAUUGCCUUUCGGCAAAACGUGUGCCUCCAGUACAAAUCUCCUAUAGUCUUUGUCUAAGCUCACAAUCGUAAUUUUCAAAAGAAUAACAGAGAAUCUGUGUCUAGUCUUUAUGUAAGAAUGUUUUGUAAAAUGGAUGCGUCUUUCCACUCAUAAAAUGCCUUUCAAAUAGGGACCUCCAUUUUCAAGCAUAUGUGCUCUAUUUAAUUUCUCCACUAGAGGCAUACUUGAGACCAGGCACAAUGUAGAAAUGAGAUCUACAGUAAGACCAAUUGAUUGUUGUAGUUUCAUCUCAGUGCAUUCCGUUUUCCAUUAAACAUGCUGCAAAUGGCAAUAAGAAUGAAAGGGUUAAAAUGAGACACUAAAAUCGUUUGAAACGUCCAGGACAUCUUGUGUUCAUAGUAUUAUUUAUCAUUGGGCGUUUGUUGUUUUUCAAUUGCUGACAAUAUUUAGAAGAUGGUUAAGAAGUAACGUCAAUGUUCAGUUGUAUCAGCUAGGUACAGAACAGCAGAAGUUCAGCAUGCAGCUUUAUAAUUGCCAAGAGGCGCUUGUCUCUUUGUGAUGGCUGAAUAACAAUGUUCUUGUAUAAACUGUCCCUAAAGUGGCCUCUCGUUUGAAUGGGCCACCUGGUUUGGGUCCAUGGUUGAAUUCAGAGUGAUCUAACUAGACUGGAAAGCUGGAUUUGAGCUGUACAAACGCUAGGGUACACUGAGACUGGGAUCCAUUCCCUACACCUGCCCAAGUCUUAGGCUACUCACAAAGUAGUGGACAUUCUUUCCGUUUGUGGUUUUGUGACAUUCUAACUCUUUUUUUUGCUGUAAUGGGUUGGCAUGAGGGACAUGGAUUUGUACUUUCACCUUUAAGGGAAACCAGUAACCAUAGAUUAACGCUAAAACUUGUUUCACUUGUUAUCUUAAGUCAUUUUUGUCACUGAUGCUGCCUGUUAUAAAUUUUAUGCUGCAGGUGUAUGCAAAACUUUGUUAAUAUGAUUUCUUUGUUGUAUUGUGUGCAAACGCUAUAUUUUAUUCAUUUGUUUUGUGGAUUUUGUGGGAAACGAAAGUCUUUUUACAUUGGACCGUUUUUGGUUGAUUUCAUUUUGUUUUACUUUUGGGCGGAUGCAAGCAUGUACCCUAGGGAUUUAAGCAGGAAGAGGGUGUUGCCGGAGGUUUAUGGAGGCCCCAUCACAGCAAGUGUUGUUGCACCAGGUGCUGGUUAGGUCCGGAUCAGCUGCACUAAAAAAAAGUGCAUGUUUUGGCGGACUUAUCAAAAGGGCAGAGCCUACAGACCCAGAGGUGAACGUCAACAAAUACACAACGUAACUUUCAUUCAUGCUGUCUGACAUGUUGUGUAUUAACAUUUUAAUGUGUAAAAAUGAAAUAAAACAAUCUUGAGCUAUC